Molecule: messenger RNA, 1874 nt
Organism: Lecanosticta acicola
Lineage: Eukaryota; Fungi; Ascomycota; Dothideomycetes; Mycosphaerellales; Mycosphaerellaceae
Source: the annotation of a GenBank genome assembly
AUGCGGCAAAGCUCCAAGUACGCCUCAACACUCGGCUUUGCCGGCGUUCUCUUCGGCAGCUUGCUCGUAGCCAUCGACGCGGUGGCACUGGCGCCCUCGCUCCCCGUACGUCUCCCGCAACUCACGCUCGACGAAAGAAAAAUCUCCCUAACAAUUCCGCACAGACUCUCGCCGAUGCCCUCAACGCUCCUAGCAUCGAGAUCUACUGGGCCGGAGUAGCCUACACCCUCGGCAGCGCCACCUUCCUGCCUCUCUUCCCGGCUGCGUCGAGCGCCCUUGGUCGCCGACCCGUCGUCCUCGCUGCUCUGCUCCUGUUCCUGACUGGGACGAUCGUCUGCGGGACUGCUCACAAGAUCGCCGCCAUGCUGGCGGGACGCGUGCUCCAGGGGAUCGGAGGCGGAGGCAUCGUCGGCAUGCUGUACGUGGUCAUUGCGGAUCUCUUCGAUAUGCGAUGGCGACCCAAGGCCCUGUCGAUUAAUGGACUCUUUUGGCUGGUCGGAACGGGAUGUGGGCCUGUCAUCGGAGGCGGAUUCAGUGCCUAUGUUUCUUGGAGAUGGUGAGUGUCAGCCGUAACAGUCCUCUUGGUGGUUCAUGCAUGCUGACGAGAUGGAACUAGGAUCUUCUGGAUCGUACUUCCCAUCAACGGCAUCGCCAUCGUUCUCGUCGCUCUCUUCCUGGACAUCCCCAUCACGGCGGCAAAUGAAGUCCAGAUCGACCGGAGCAAGGCACCGGGGCUGGCUGGAAAGAAGAGUAUCCACAAACUGAGCUGGAAGCAAAUGGACUACGGCGGUGCCGCUCUGCUGGUGGCCUCGCUCAGCUCCUUUCUCAUCCCCAUUACGUGGGGCGGUAUCCAAUACAGCUGGUCGUCCUGGCACACGCUGGCGCCUCUCAGCAUCGGCGUGUUCGGCCUCUUCGCGUGGCUGGCGUACGAGGCCUUCGUGCCCGCCAACCCCAUCAUGCCGCUUUCCAUCCUCUCCGACCGCACGGUCUCGAUCGCCGCAGUCUCCACCUUCGUCACCGGACUCUGCCAAUACGGCGUCGUCUUCUACCUCCCCCUCUACUUCCAGAUCGUCAAAGGCUACUCGCCGCUCAUUUCCGGUCUGGGAAUCCUGCCUUCGACCCUCUCCGGAGCACCUUCUAAUAUUCUAACUGGCGUCAUCAUUUCCAAGACCGGUCGUUACAAGCUCGUCGUGCUGAUCGCUUGGGCCAUCUUGGCAAUGGGAAUGGGCGUCCUCACCCUCCUCGACCGCGACACAUCCGUCCUGGUUUGGAUCUUCCUGGGAAUCCCCGGCGGCUUCGGCUUCGGAAUGGUUCUGCCCGCACUGACCGUCGCCUUCACGGCUCCGGUGAGGGAAGAACACAUGGCCAUUGCUUCGGGUCUCUCGCCCUACACACGCGCCAUCGGGCAGUCGAUCGGCAUCGCGGUGGGAAACUCCAUGGUGCAGAACCUCCUCAAGAACCGCCUAUCUUCCUCAGCCACAAAGGUCCUCUCUGCCAACGCAGACCUCAUCUCCAAGAACAUGGCGUCCCAAGACCUCCUGAACACCUUCAUGCGCAGCGCCGCCGGCAAGCACGAGCUCCUGAACGUCUACACCAGCGCCAUUCGCGAUUUCUGGUGGCUGCUGUGUGGACUCGCGCUGUUCUGUGGGCUGCUGUCGUUCUUCAUCCGCGACGUCAGUCUGGAUCGCGACUCGUCGUCGGUGGUGUUCGAGAAGCGCAGCGACAGCGUCACCAAUUUGUCCACCUAUCCCAAAUCCGACAGCUCCCAGAGGCGAAUCCGCAGCUGCGACGACGCUUCGAUUGUCGCUUCGAUGGCUUCGAACGGUUCCAAACGCGUGGUCGGUCCGUUGCGGGAUUCCUUCGUUGCAGGAUAG